UGGACAUGGAUAGAUCUUAUGGUAUUGACGAUUAUCAACCAUCAAGAGGCAACGGUUUAGGCUUUGGCUUAGAACCGUCAACAUUUAUAUCGGUACUGGCAUUCCUAGCGUUCCUUCUACAUGCGCUAUUAAUACUGCUAAUACCGACUCUAAAGUCAUUCUUUACCGGACCUUUUUUCGGCCACGGGAUCGGCUACAGUAAUGGAUUCGGUGGUGGAGGAUUCGGAGGUGGACCUGGAUUUGGUGGUGGGGGUUAUGGAGGUCUGCACAACGGAGGCUAUGGAUCCGUCGGUAGUUUCGGUUACGGGGCCAUUCCAUCUAUAUUGGGUGGCGUCAACGGCAUAUUGGGUACAGGGUUGUUAGGCACAACAGGAUUAUUGGGCACGGGCCUGUCUGGACUGUUUGGUCCUGGAGUUGCAGGCUUAGGGGCGGCAGCACCUGCAGCGGCUGCGGCUGCAGGACCGGUGAUUACUCGUGGCGCAAGCAGGGGAAGAGCGGUCGAUGAGAAAAACAGAACGUGGAUGUCCGAAGACGAAACACAUGUUAAACCUAUAGGUGAAGUGGAUGGGUCGACUGGACAAAAUAUAAUGAAAACAACCAAAUUGCUGAGUAAAUGUAAUUUUUACUUUUGUUUAUUUGACAAAAAGAAAUUUGAUCAUAUUAUGUUAUAG
Messenger RNA from Rhopalosiphum maidis (corn leaf aphid), 671 nucleotides. RefSeq names its product glycine-rich RNA-binding protein 3, mitochondrial-like. The record is from RefSeq and is a predicted model, not a curated record. Lineage: Eukaryota; Metazoa; Arthropoda; Insecta; Hemiptera; Aphididae. Bases 6 to 671 code for a protein of 221 amino acids. The transcript is spliced from 3 exons.